Molecule: messenger RNA, 1282 nt
Organism: Closterium sp. NIES-67
Lineage: Eukaryota; Viridiplantae; Streptophyta; Zygnematophyceae; Desmidiales; Closteriaceae
Source: the annotation of a GenBank genome assembly
CUAGCUCCUAAGUUCACCUAGACUCCGUCCUUAAUCCUAACAAGUGGUAUCAGAGCAAUAUUAAGGACAUUGAGAGGAGUCUACAGAAGUGUGAAGACCCUUCUAGACCCACCAUGGCCUGUGGGUGUGCCUAAGUGGUGUUCUAAAGGUUGGAUGUGUCUUCCGCUAAGGGGAAACUCUGCCGAAAUUUCGUGGACGCCGACACUUGUGAAAAUAUCGAGGGAGCUGAGUGUGGACAGCAAAGGGGAGCUGAAACUCGUCAUUUCUCAAGGAGAAGAUGAAUGAGAGAGGAGGAGAUGCUAAUGGAAGAGGAGCUGUAGCUGAGAAGACAAGUGAGCCGCCGCCAUCAAAAGUUGAAGCUUUGGAUGGCUCCAACUAUAAGGAAUGGAGCGGACGGAUGAGGAGUGCCUUCAAACGCUACAAGCUACUGAAGAUUGCUGUUGGGGAAGAGAAGAUGCCGGAAGAAGGCGAAGCACGUGAACGGUGGAUUGAGAAAAGCGCGGUGCUUUUCGACCUCAUCCUUCAAUCGGUCAACAAGGAGAUGUUCGAGCACAUCAAGGAUCUUGUGGAAGCGGAUGAUUCGGGUCCAAGGGCGUGGAAACUACUACGCGAUGUGAUUCAGCCCAACACUCUCCCGAUGGUGAUCGUGCUCGAGAAGGAACUUGCUGCCAUCUCCAUGCGACCAGGGGACGAUGUGAAGCCAGUCCUUGACAAGAUCAAGGACACCUAUGCAAGGAUGGCAGCAGCGGGCAGCAGUGUAUCUCAGCUGCAGCAGUGCACCAAGAUCAUCUCGGUGUUGGACAACUCUUGGGACAACCUCAUCCCCACCCUCAACUCUCAGCAAGAUCAAUGGACACCUGAGUCGGGCAUCCUUGGUUCAAGUGCUUCAGCAGGCCGGAGGGAUGGUCACCUCCAGGCAUGAAGCCGCCAAGUGGUGAACGCGCACAAGGUGGCGCUGUGCAAGGCUCAGGUGCACAAGGUGAAGGUGCACAAGGUAACGCCUAUCCUGGGAUGUAUCUUAUGGUUGAGGAUGUGCAUGGGCAUGAGGGUGAUGUGGGAUCAGUGGGAAAGGUUGUGAUGCACCCUCUCACACACUGGGUGAUUGAUUCAGGGUGCACCAGUCACAUGACCCCACGGGCAGAUUUGCUUGAUGAGGUAAAACCCCCUGGGAAGAUCAAGUAUGUGGCAGCAGCGUCAGGUGCUUUGCUCCCUGUGAUUGGUGUUGGGAAUGCCAAGGUUAAGGGAGCUAAUGGGGAGCUUGUGGGGCUUGGGAAUGUUCUGC